GGGGAAGAUUCGGAUAGCACGUACAGGAGACAAAGCGAGGAUGACACGUCAAGAGGCAGAUGGGUAGUCAUGGAGGAGGAGGAAGGGGGCGAGGAGGAGGGGGAGGAGGAGGAGGAGGAGGGGGGCGAGGAGGAGCGGGAGGAGCAAGAGGAGGAUUGAAAAGGGAAGGAGGAGGAGGAUUGAGAAAGGGGAGGGAGGAGAUAGCUUGCUGCCGCCAUAUUUGGUUCAGAAUCGCAAUGUUCAAUGACAAUGGCGAUCACAUCAGUAGAGCUCACUCAGGUGAAGAAGAAGCGGACGAGGAAGAAGAGGAAGAAGAAGAAGAGGAAGAAGAGGAUGGAGACGAGGAUGGCGAUAGUGAUGAUGAUGCGGAGGGUGAAGAGGAUGAGGAUGAUGAGGAUGACGACGAAGAUGGUGGAAGCGGAGGGGCCCGGCAGAAUAUGCUGAGUUUCAUGUUUGGGAAUGUCGGUGAUGAUCUUGCAUUGGAGGAAGAUUACUUGGACGAGGAUGCAAGGGCCCACCUCGGAGCUUUGGGAAAUCAGCUGGGAGGGUCAUUGUUCGCUUUACAGCGGGAGGUUUCUCUUCCACAGAAAGGCCGACAGAGAUUGACAUCAUUCGAUGAAUCCAAAGUGGACUUCUCAGUGGAGAAGGCGGAGGAUGCUGUGGAUUAUGAGGAUAUUGAUGAGGAAAUUGAGGAAGAGGAGGACGGGAAGGGGAACGAUGCGGAGGUGGUUGUUCCUGAGCCGUCAUUCUAUGCAGAAGCUGCUUUGGCAGUUGGGGCACGUCUCACCUCUGACCGCCCGCAGGUGCUGCCAGUGGGUAUUGACGAUGAGGACGACUACGAUGAGGAGGAAGACAAGGGCAAGGAGACAGCGGAAGUCGAGGCCGAGCAGGCACAGCAUGUGGACGACUUUUCGUUGGUACUCUGGCGAUUUGGUAGCCACAGACUAGAACAGGAUGCCGGGGCUGUCGGUGAUAGCAAAGGUGGAGAGACUGGGCAGAUGCAUAAAGAUUCAGAGGUACUUGCAAAGCUGCUGGAGGAGGACGAGGAUGAGGAUGCAGGGGAUCAUAUUGAUCUUAAUGCAGAAGUUGGCUACCUGAGGGAGUUAUUGCUUGGUGAUGGGCCAGAUGGUCAUGAGAACGAUAUGGCUGGCGUCCCUGCCCUUCUGUCGAAAGAAGGUGCAGUGGGAAUGGGCCACUACCCAACUGCAUCUGGGCUUCUGCUCAGUGAGAGAUUCCCUCUGGACAGCCAAUCAAGCAAAGCAGAUCAGGCAGAGAAAGGUGCCAUUGAGACUGGGGGGCCAGGGCUUGUGCAGGAUCCAGGCACACUCGCGCAGAAAUCGGGAACAUUUAUGAGUGGUACGAAAGAUGACCCGGAUGUAGGUACGCUGCUGUUUGGGGUCUUGAACCUCGAACUUGCGGUUGGCGAGGAGGCUAGCAAGCCUGGGGAACAGAUGCUCUUCGGGUAUCAGACAGAUCUCGAAAAAGGGUUGGUAAACGGAGAGCUGGACGGUGAGGAGGCUUUACCUGAUCUGCAUGAAGAGGACCAGAUUGUAAGUGACAGAAUGCCUUCAGAUGUUGAGAUGGGGGAGGGGGAAGGGGAAGCAGAAGUCAGACUGUCACUUGAUGGGAGGGAGACUGGUGAAGAGGUGGAAGCUGGAUUGGAUGCAGAUGCUGCGGCGGGAACGAGUGAAGAAGAGCAAGCUGCAAGGGUUGAGGGGAGAGAGGAUAUGGACGAGGAUACCGAGGGAGGGGUAAAAGUAGACAAGGAUAUCGGAAGGGAUGGUCAGAAAGAGGACAGAAAAGAAGAGGUGGAGAAGGGUGUGGGAGUGGUCUCCGAGCUGGGGGCAGCGGUGGCGAAAAAGAUAGAAGGGGAUGAAAGUGAAACCCAGAAAGAAGCACAGGAUCAGUCUGUCAGUGCCGCGUCAAUGGAGGAGAAAGAGAAGGAAGAAGCCGGAGGGGGGCUGAUGCAUGCAAGAACAGGCAAUGAACAGAGUACCCAGGAGGAGGAUGAUUUUGAGGAUGACCGGCAGGGUUCAUGGAGACCUUUCUUCCUUCCGGAUGAUGCCACUCCCUCCCCAACGCCUUCUCCCGAGCCGGAAAGGGGGAGAGUUGGGGAGUUCUUGGGGGAUCUGGAUGAGGGCGAGAGACAGGAAGAUCGUGCGGAGGAGCUGGAGGCAGAGGUAGAGAGGGAACUUGCAAAUGCAGUUAAAGAAGAGGAGGAAGGAAGCGAGAGAGGUAUGGAUGAUGUUGAGGCAGCGCUCAAGGAGGUGGAGGAAGAAUUGGGAGCAGGAGGAACAGAGGGCGAGGAACCUGCACAGGCUGAUAAGGGAUCCCCAAAGCAAAUCCUGGCGUCAGAUCCUUACGCGAAUAUCGUAAUGCCAGUGCUUUUUGAGGAGGACGGAAAGCAGGUGCUUCGGUUUUCCGAGCUUUUUGGUGUGAAUAUUCCCUUCUGGGCUUUGGGUGUGAAACCUAGACAAAAGAGACGAGUUGAUAUUGAUGUCCGACAGGUGGAAGGAGAUUCACGGUCUGAUAUUGACGAGGAAGAAGCUCAUCAUGUUGCACCGGAGGCAGCGAUCAAACAGUUGGCGGAGUUGGAGUUGCAGCGAGAGUUGGCGGAGUUGCAGCGAGAGGAGCUUCGCGGAUAUGGGGAGGAGAGCACAGAUGAAGAAGAAGAAGGAGGAGGAGCGAGCACAAGUGUUGAUAGCGAGGAGGAAUGUGCAGAUGAAGAGCAGAAUGAGGAGGCGGGUAUGGUGUCAAUGGACACACAGAGAGAGAUUGAACGGAUGCAGGGGAGAAAGAAGAAUGAAAGACGAGGUCGACCGAAAGGCCGGAGGCGAGCUAGGUUUGUCAUGGGGCAGCCAAUGAAGGUAGGCCAAGAUGCAAUGGACUGGUGUAUGAAGAAACUUGCCAGGGUGGUUUCGAUUAUCCCGGAGGCAAAUUUUGAGCCCUUGCACCUUCAGGAAUGGGAAGCGAAUAUAAUAUGGGAACAGGACCAGAGGGACUGGCAUGGGAAGAAACACAACGGGAAUUAUUGCCAUCAGGAUUUCGACGGCCUCCACGAGGCAACGAUGGAUCGGUCUCUGCCUGAGCUGUUCAGCAGGAAAGUGCGUCACAUGAUCGGGGAAAAGUGGAGAACUUGGAACUCGUGCAAUGCCAACAGAGAGCUCGUUGAUGAGAAGGAUGAUGAUGAGGAUGGCGAGAAAGAUGAAAGCGCGCAUCGACUUGGUGGGGAUGUGGUAGUGGAGGGAGAGGGGGACGAGGAAGACCUAGCUGGCGUGAAGGAGUGGAAGCGUCCUGUAGUUUUGGAACCCCUGGGUAAGGAGUUUCCCCCCCUAAGGAUGGAUGAUGACGACGGGGAGGAUGAAGAGCUUCUGUUCAAUGGGCACAUAGACUGGAUGUCUGCCAGGGCUUGGACAGAAGCCCCCGUGGACCAGGCCGAAAAAGAAAAAGACCCCUUGAUGAGGAAUUUGAAUGGGCCUGAAGAAGACGGGAGUCUCUUCAGGGUCACAACAAGUGAAGGAGGCUGCAUAGCAAGCAUGGAAGCUGUGGAGGGGGCUGCUAGAAAGAGCAUAGGUGCGUCUAGUAUGGGGUUCAUGAGAAGUGAGAGUAGUGGGGAGGAGAGAAAUGAGUUGAUAGGUAAAGAUGUGGCGGCGGCAGAAGGAAGAGGAGGAGGAGACGGCAGAGAAGUGGAAUUGAGUGGCACUCUGAAAAGAGAAGACAGGGAGAGUCAAGGUUUACGGAAACAAAACCUGGAGCUUGAAUCGGGAGAAUGGUUAAAGGAUGUCGAGUGGGAAGGGUUGGAUGAUAAUAAAUGGGAAGCAAGGGACAUGAAUGGAGACGCAAGGCCAAGGACAAUACUGGACCUAAAUGACCCAAACAUGGUGUUUGAAGUGGACAGCACGUCGUCAGCUUACGGGCGUAUUUUGAGUCACGCUGCAGCUCUUAUCGUCGUAACUCCCCCAUGUGAAGUAGCUGGCGAGAGAGGUGGCCCUGGGGCAGCAGGAGCUUCCUCCCCUAGUGCGGCGGCUGGCGGAAGUUUUGCGGCAGCAGAAAAUGCUGCCACAAAUAUGGGUCACGUGUCGCCGCCGCUGAAGGUCAGUUUCAACGUGUCGAAUGAUAAGUUCUACCAGAAACCAGCCAAGAAAAAGGGGCAUGGCAAGCGGAACCAUGUCCAAGGACAGAGGAUUCUGCAUGCAUUACCGGCGCUGAAGCUACAGACGUCAAAGCCGAACUUGCUGCUCAAAGAGGUGGCCAAUUUCCAUCGUCCACGGGUUAUUUGGUACCCUCAGAAGACUGUCACUGCAGGGCAGGAGGUCGGGAGGAAGGAAGAGGAGAAGACAAGAGGUCCUGUGAUUGGCGCGAUGAGGGUCGUCAUCAAGUCGCUGGGAGGAAAAGCGACCACGUGCCAUAUAAAUGGAAGUGACACUUCAGCAGCACUGAAGUCGAAGGUCAAGGGGAAGUGGACGGAUUUGAAACGAGAGCCCUUCAAGCUCUUUUUCAGCGGCAAAGAGCUUGAUGACUCGCGGACACUCGCAGAGCAGUCCGUGAUGCCAGAAUCGAUUGUCUAUCUUGUCUGCACAAAGGUCCACCUUUUGCCAAAGGCCCAGAAACUCCCAGGGGAGAACAAGCCACGACGUCCACCUGCUGCCUUCAAAAAGAAGUCGGAACUUUCAGCAAAGGAUGGACACAUCUUGUUGAUGGAAUAUGCCGAAGAGCGGCCACUACUUCUCAGUAAUGUGGGUAUGGGAGCGAGAUUGGCGAUGUACUACAGAAAGACCUCACCCACGGACAACGGCCAUCGCACUGUGGAGGCGGAAGGCGGCCCGUUCAUUGGCACAGUGAUUCCUCUUGAGCCUGAGGACCACUCCCCUUUUCUUGGAGACGUUCCUCCGGGAGAAACGGUGGGGAGCUUGGAAACAAAUUUGUACCGUGCUCCAGCUUUUCAGCACAAGGUAGGACCUUCUGACUACCUCCUUGUGCGGAGCACCAAAGGUAAGCUCUCACUGCGGCGCAUCGAUUGCAUGCAUGCCAUCGGCCAACAAGAACCUCUCGUCGAGGUGAUGACACCCGGUUCGAAGAUUGCAACAAACUUUGCCACCUUGCGAAUGCAGGCUUACGUGUACAGAGAGUUCCGUGCUAACAUGAAGCCAAAUCAGCAGCACCUGAGGAUCCGAGCAUCUGACUUGCAGGCUCAGUUUCCGGGCCAGUCGGAUUCCAUCAUCAGGAAACGGUUAAAGCACUGUGCGGAUUUUCAGAGAGGGAGUGGUGGAGAUGGGUCAGGAUGGUGGGUGAUGAAGCCAGGCUUCCGUCUACCCUCCGAGGACGAGUUGAGGCGCAUGAUCACCCCGGAGAUGGUCUGUCAGUUCGAGAGUAUGAAAGCAGGGCAGCAGCAUCUUAAGAGAGGUGGUAUUAAGCACCUGACGAGUCACGUAGGCCUGACAAUGGCAAUCCAUCAGCUUCCGGACGAGGCAAUCAUUCUGGCAGCAGCAACACACAUCGAGCGUGAGCUUCAGCUUGCGCCCUGGAACCUCAGCGCAAAUUUCAUUGCGGCGGCACAGGGACGGGGAACUCUCGAGUACACUGGAGUGGCUGAUCCGACCGGGCGUGGACUUGGGUUUAGUUACUUGAGAGUUGUCCCAAAGCCUGCACAAGGAGCACUUGUUGAGAAGAAGGCGGCGGCUGCAAGAGGUGGAGGAACCGUCACAGGAACGGAUGCCGAUCUGAGACGGCUAAGUAUGGAUGGAGCGAGGCAGGUCCUACGGAAAUUUGGUGUUCCUGAUGAGCAAAUCGAGGGUUUGACUCGGUGGCAUCGGAUAGCCAUGGUGAGGAAGCUGUCUAGUGAACAAGCGGCCGGGAGCAGAGGCAGCUCGGCCGUGACCCUUCACAAGUUUGCGAGAGGUACUCGGAUGUCGAUGAUGCAGCAAGAGCAACAAAGGAGAGAAAAGUGUCAGGAAGUCUGGGACCGGCAGCUUCAGAGUCUGGCAACGAUUGAGGAGCGACCGGGUGAAGGGGAGGAUAGGGACAGUGAUGCGGAGGGCAGUGACCUCGACUCGUUUGGUCGCGAUCUGGAGAACUUGCUUGAUGCCGAGGAAGGAGAGGAGGUGGAUAAGGGCGGCGUGGGAGGGAAGGACAAGGGUGCCGGCGGCAGCGGCUGGAGGGAGAGGAGUGAAGGCGGAGGUGUAGCGGGUGUCCGUGGACUGGCAGCUCGUCGAAGGGCAUUGCAGCUUCAACAGGAGCAGGUGAUGGAGGACGAGGAGGCAGAAGCUGCAGCGCUUCGGCGAAUGCUUCGUGAAGAUGAUGAGGCAGAGGAACAAAGGAAGAAGAAGGCUCUGAAGGAGAAGGAGAAACACAAGCGAGAGGGUGCAUCUGAGGGACCUCCUCCUGCAAGUAAGGUUGCAAGAGAAGAACAAGGGGCAGCUUCCGUCAAGAGUGCUGCUGCUGCUGCUGGGGUGUCGUCAGUCGUCACUCGAGGAACAACAACUCUGCCAACGGCAGCUCCACCUGAUGGAGCGAAGCUCGGGAGUGUGCCCGAGAAAAAGAAGAAGACGAGGCUGACAAUCAAGAGCAGACGGCGGCAGCCGGACGGCACCUUUCAGGAGACCAUCAUGCAUAUCACCGACCCCGUAGAGAUACAGAAUUAUCUGGCAAGGAAAGAAGCUAUGGGACCGAAAGGACGGGCAAUCGGAAGGAUAGGUGGACGGAAGCUUCUACCGAAGUUGACAGGAGAUCAGAACGCUGGUUCGAGACUUGCGACAGGAACUACGGAUACAAAACAAGCCGGUAAGGCAAAGACAGCAUGGAUGAUGGGGUCUGGUGGGGUGGGUAUUCCGCAGGGAGCUGUUGUGCCGAAGGUGAGGCCUGUCAAGGUGAAGCUUGUGGGACGGAAAGUUGGGCCUGCGGGCGCGGCAGAAGAGAAGGAGCAAAGUAAGGUGAACAUCAUCCGCAUCAAGGACAAGCUAGCCUCUGGAGGAGACCACAAGGGGAAGCUAAGAGCUGCUGCGGCUGAUCGCGAAGCGGAUCGUGACCUUGCAAAUGAGCUUGCAAUAGAGCCUCAGUCGGUGCCGAGGAUGAUCGUCAAGCGGCCGAUACCUGGGAAGAAGGUUGUGAAGAAAGUCUUCGGGGUCAGCGGGAAUGAGGACGAGAUUCGGCGGAAAGAAAAGAAGAUCAAGACUCUGGGAUCCACAGAGAAAGGUAGUAAGGCUGCUGGUGAUGAGACGGGGAAUGCCAAGAAGAUGGUUUGUGGAGCCUGUGGGCAGAAAGGGCACAUGCGGACAAAGAAGUCGUGUCCGUUUUACAGGGGGGAAGAUGACACUGCCUCUCUUGGCCAUCCAGAAGGCGCUAUUGCUUCCGGGUUGCUGGAGGUAGAGGGAUCAAAGAUAAAACUGCACACAAAGAAAUUGGAAUCCUCACACCAACAUCAGCCACAGCGGCCCGCGGUCGGGUCAGCAUCAACAGAAGCACCAGCAGCAGAAGCAGCCGCGGGAAGAGGAGGAGGAGGAGAUGGUGGUGGAUUUGGCACUAGCCCUAACAAACAGGGGGGUAGUUUUGUAAAUGAGAACCAAAGACAUUCGCUUCGCGGCGGUGCUGAUUUGGGCGCUGAAAAUUUGCAAAAUUCUAAACAGCUGCAAGGCUCAGCUGCUUUCAACGAAAGACAGCAGACGGCAGCUUCUGAAACUGUGAAGACGCCGGUGCAGAAGGUGGUGAUUUCUGUCCCGAAAAGAGAGGGAUCGCAGCAGCAGAAGAACCUGGGAUCGCCCAGUGGCACGGUCCGGAAGAUUCCAAAGGUCUCUCUAGUGAAUCCGGUACGUGUGUCCUCACCGCACGGUGGACGGGCAGCAGGGGAUGACGCUUCAAGGUCUCCCUACAAGACCCCUCUGAAAGUUGUCAAGAAAGUGAAAUACAUGCACCUAGAUUCUACGCACGGUCAUCAGAGCCAACAGAGGAAGGGUGAGGAUAGCAGUGAUCACGUCCGCUUUCGGUCAGGCGGCGGCCAAGGGGAGACGACAACUCCGGUGCAGCCCUCGGUGACCCCAGUGGGUACAGGGGGGACAAAACUAAAGGUAUUGCUGCGUGUACCGACGCUUCCAUCCGCAACAAAGGAGACGCAGCCGGGGGGGGGCGCUGCACGGGCUUGGGGAGGAAGCACGCCGGGCAGUGCCAUUGGAGGAAAGGGCGGAAUGCCUGCGGCAGGCAGCGCUGCCAGCCACCGUGGACCGGGCCAUCUGUCUAGCGUCAGCCCUGUGGGCAAGAGGAGUAAAGGGAAGCUGAGUUCUGGUAAGAAGAAGGGGGUGAAGAGAGCUGGUUCUGGCGACAAUGGAGCAAGCGUCAACCACUACGGACACACUGCAAGCACGGCAAAGAGGCGGAGAAUCGCACCGAAAGUGGAGUUGGCCAAUAUCCUUGAGAAUGUGGUCGAUACAUUGAAGAGAGCAGAUGAGGCUUUCCUGUUCUUAAGGCCCGUGACGAAGAAGGAUGCACCGGAUUACCUCGACUACAUCGAUCGGCCAAUGGAUCUUGGUACCAUUAGGGACAAGGUGAAGGCUUAUUUGUACGCCAGGAGGGAGGAAUUCCGGGCGGAUAUUCUCCAAAUCAGGGAGAAUGCGUACAUAUACAAUCGUGUUAGAAAUCCUCAUAUUCCACCACUUGCGGAUGCGCUUGUCGAGAUCUGUGAUGCGGAGUUGGAGAGGCGGCAUGAUGAACUCACAGAGGCGGAAUCAGCGCAGAAGGCAGGAAUUAGGAGUGUUUGUGUGAGGGAGGGUGAACGAUGGAGGUGAAUAACUUCUGGAGGAAUUCAGAUUCGAGAAGCGCUCUUUUUCACGUCCUCUCUCCUCUUGAUUGAUGUAUUUUCAUCC
This is a messenger RNA of Chara braunii, 8852 nucleotides long. Lineage: Eukaryota; Viridiplantae; Streptophyta; Charophyceae; Charales; Characeae. The record is from the annotation of a GenBank genome assembly.